AUGGUUUUGUGUUCUGUAUGUCAACGACAAGUUUAUUCUGCUGAAAAACUUCAAUAUCAAGGCAAAGUAUAUCAUCAACUGUGCUUUAAAUGUACACAAUGCGAAAAAAAAUUGAAUCUGAGCAAUGUUCGGAGUUUUGAUAAAUUGCCUUAUUGUCAACAUCAUUCACCUAAUAUAAAUAGAAAAUUACCAAUCAAUCCAACAAAUGAUUCAGACAAAAUGAGAUCUAUCGAAUCAAAUAAGACAAUCGACGAUAGACCUCAAGUACCACCGUUAGAAAAUCUAAUUUCCGAAAACGAUUCUUCUCUAUCUUCACAUCCAGCAUUGACCAAUAGAAUGAGUACACUUGCUACCGGUUUUGACACAUUUCAAUCACAAAUUGAACUUGCUGGUCUAGUAUUUACAGUUGAUCCUGUUGUUCGACAAAAUAUUUUUAAUAUGUUCAAUGAAUUCAAUAUUAUUGUAUGUGGAUCUGCUCGCGUUGGCAAAUCGACAUUAAUCAAUGCUAUUUGUGGUCAAAAACUUGCUAAAACAAGUUCUGGACUUGAUUCAUGUACGAAAGAGAUUUCACGUUAUAUACUCCAUGAAAGAUGUCGUAUUGACAAUGAAUUAAUAACAUAUACGUACAACUUUUGGGAUACACCAGGUUUUGAGUCUUGGAAUGAAACGGAUAUUCGUACUAAUUUUAAUAAGAUUAUGCAGAAACCAAAAUCGGAUCCACUGUGUAUGAUUUACUGUGCUUCACCAGGCUCAUUUGCCGAUACAAAACAAUUAAAAUGGUUGUUAAAUGUAUGUAUACUAGAACAUAAAGUACUCUGUGCACUUGUUGUGACAAAUAAAUGGGCUGGACAAAAAUCUCAGCGUAUAGCUAUUUUGGAUAAAUAUAAAGAAUUAUUGUCUACCUAUCAUCAACAAACGAGUGAAGAAGACGGAAUUGUUUACUUUGGUAAUAUGGCUCUAUGUACUAUGGUUAAUGCACAACCAUUUAUUGAUGAAGAUCAAAAUAUUAAUUAUGAACAAGAAGGUAUUGACGAACUUAUUGAAGGCAUUAUGACAUGUUUGGAUAGUGAUGCUAAAAUUGUUCAUUGGUGUAUGGCUGUUAUGCAAAAAAAAGGAUUACUAAAUAAUUUCAAAGGAAAAAUUAAACAACGAUUUUCUAAUAUUAAAGACUUUUUCGUUAGAAAAUUCACAAAAACAAAAUCCUAG
Molecule: messenger RNA, 1206 nt
Organism: Rotaria sordida
Lineage: Eukaryota; Metazoa; Rotifera; Eurotatoria; Philodinida; Philodinidae
Source: the annotation of a GenBank genome assembly